Zootoca vivipara (common lizard) is the source of this 8636-nucleotide messenger RNA. Lineage: Eukaryota; Metazoa; Chordata; Lepidosauria; Squamata; Lacertidae. The record is from RefSeq and is a predicted model, not a curated record.
GACUCUUUGCAUCUUAAAACAUAGAACCAUCGGAUCGUAGAAUUGUAGAGUUGCAAGGGACCCAGUGGGUCAUCUAGUCCAACCCCCUGCAAUAGACAUCUUCAAAUAUCUCAAGGGCUGUUUUCUCCUACGCUGGAGGGUAGGUCUUGAACCAAUGGCUUCAAGUUACAAGAAAGGAGAUUCCACUACAUAUGGAAAAACCUUCUGAGAGUAAGAGCUGUUUGGCAGUGGAGCGGUCUCCCUCUGGAGGUUAUGGACUCUCCUUCCUUGGAGGUUUAUAAGCAGAGGUUGGAUGGCCACCUGUCAAGGAUGCUGUAGCUGAGAUUCCUGCACUGUAGAGGGUUGGAUUAGAUGACCCUUGGGGUCCCUUCCAACUCUACAAUUCUAUGAUUCUAUGAUUCUAAUGCCUUCACCAACCUGGUGCCUUCCAGGUGUUUUGGACCACAACUCCUAUCAACUCAACAUCAUUAGCCCCAGCCAUCAUGGCUGUGUUCUCCUCAUUCCCAACAUAACUGGGACUAAUGGGAGUUAUAGUCCAAGACAUCUGGAGGGCACCAGGUUGGGGAAGCCUGGCUUAGAAACUGGCUUUAAUGCAUUGUAGAGUUGGAAACUUCCUUAAUGGCAAGUUUUAAAUGCCGCUGACCUUCAGUGCAACAUCCCUCUUUUGUUAUGUUUUUGCACAACAUCUGGUUUGGCGAUUGUUGUUCGGCACGAGUAACGGUAAUUAUAAGUCUCGUCUCCUUUUCAGAUUAUUUUCUUUCGUUUGUUUUUUUUAAAGUCAUGUUUUGUUCUUAGAUAUUGUGAUUAAAGGAAACAAACAGGAAUCCUGCAUGCCGUGCCCUGGAAAGCUUUGCAGAAGAGAUCAUGUGCAACACACAUGGGAUUCUGAGACCACCGAUGUUGGGAGCCUCAUUCCACUCUCAGUGACGGUCCAAUCCUGAAAGGCUUUAUUAUAGUCAGGUUUAUUUAAUUCUUUAUUUAUUAUAAAACAGGUUUCUGGACUAGAUAGGUCAUUGGCUUCAUCCAGCAGGCUGUUCUUAUGUUCUUAUGUUAUUUGCAACCACAUCUGCAAACUCUUAAGACUUGGAAAUUGAGGUACCGUAGUGAUGAUGACUCUUGUCGUCUCCAGAAAGGAGUCUUCCGACUGGCUAACGAAGACUUCUUUAUCGAGCCACUGCCUGAGAGCAAAUUCAGGGAGAAGGUGGCCCAUCCCCACAGGAUAUAUAGACGCCACGUCCCAGAUUAUGAGGCCGAAGAGUUUAUUUCAGUCGUGAGCACGGAGCAAGACAGGAAGCAGUCUGCCAUUGCCAGGAUGUGUGGGGUCCAAGCCUCGAGACCUCUGAGAAGCAGAGAGAGAAGUGGGAGGAGAAGCGGCAGAGGAAGCGGCGGAUCAAGCAGCGCUCUGUCAGCAAGGAGAAGUGGGUGGAGACCUUGGUGGUGGCCGACACCAAGAUGGUCAAGUAUCACGGCAGCGAAAACGUCGAGAAGUAUGUCCUGACGGUCAUGAACAUGGUGGCUGGAAUGUUCCACGAUGCCAGCAUUGGGAACCCUAUCCAUGUAUCCAUUGUGCGCCUUAUCAUCCUGGAAGAAGAAGAGGACGACCUGAAAAUCACUCACCAUGCAGACAACACCUUGAGGAGUUUCUGCAAGUGGCAGAAGGCCAUCAAUGUGAAGGGGGAUGACCAUCCGCUGCACCACGACGUGGCUGUCCUGCUCACAAGGAAAGACCUCUGUGCCGCCAUGAACCGUCCCUGUGAGACUCUUGGCCUGUCUCACGUCUCCGGCAUGUGCCAGCCUCACAGGAGCUGCAACAUCAACGAGGACACGGGGCUCCCUUUGGCCUUCACUGUGGCUCACGAACUUGGACACAGUUUUGGGAUUCAGCAUGACGGAAGCGGCAAUGACUGUGAGCCAGUUGGGAAAAGACCUUUCAUCAUGUCUCCACAGCUCCUGUACGACACCUCGCCACUCACCUGGUCCCACUGCAGCAGGGAGUACAUCACCCGCUUCCUUGACCGGGGCUGGGGGCUCUGCCUGGAUGACCCACCGGCCAAAGAUGUGAUCGACUUCCCCUCCAUCCCUCCGGGAGUUCUCUAUGAUGUCAGCCAUCAGUGCCGGCUCCAGUAUGGUGCCUACUCCACCUACUGUGAAGAUAUGGAUAGCGUCUGCAGCACGUUAUGGUGCUCUGUGGGGAACACGUGUCACUCCAAGCUGGACGCAGCGGUCGAUGGCACCAAAUGCGACGAGGGCAAGUGGUGCUUCAAUGGGGAAUGUGUCCACAUGGGAUACCGACCUGAGUCCAUCAAUGGAGGCUGGGCGGCCUGGAGUUCCUGGGCGACUUGUUCCCGGACUUGCGGGGCAGGCGUGCAGAACGCUGAGAGGCAAUGCAACAGCCCCACGCCAAAGUAUGGUGGGAAGUAUUGCCUGGGGGAGAGGAAGCGCUUCAGGGUUUGCAACACCAAGUCCUGCCCCUCCGACGGACCCUCUUUCCGCCAACUCCAAUGCAGCCGCUUCAACGGCAGAGCCUACAAGGGGAAACUGUACAAAUGGACCCCCCUCCAGAAUAACAUUAACCCUUGCGAACUUCACUGUCGCCCGGAGAACGAGUACUUUGCAGAAAAGCUCCGCGACGCUGUCAUUGACGGGACCCCGUGUCACGAAGGAAACUCGAGCCGAGACAUGUGCAUUAAUGGGAUCUGUAAGAACGUCGGUUGUGACUAUGAGAUUGACUCCUACGCCGUGGAGGAUCGAUGUGGCGUAUGCCGCGGGGAUGGUUCAACCUGCGAGACCGUCAAGAAGACCUUUGAGGAGAGCGAUGGGCUGGGCUACGUUGAUGUUGGGCUCAUCCCAGCUGGUGCACGAGAGAUCCAAAUCGAGGAGGUGGCGGAAGCAGAGAAUUUCCUGGCCUUGAGAAGCGAAGAUCCAGAGAAGUACUUCCUGAAUGGCGGCUGGACCAUCCAAUGGAACGGCGAUUACAAGGUGGCCGGGACCACCUUCACCUACGAGAGAACUGGGAAUUGGGAGAACCUCACGUCUCCAGGCCCCACAGAGGAACCAGUGUGGAUUCAGCUCUUAUUUCAGGAGAAGAACCCAGGAGUCCGCUAUCAAUACACCAUUCAAAGGGAACCUGAGAACGAGAAUGAGAUCACGCCAGCCGAAUUCUUUUGGCAAUACGGACCCUGGACGAAAUGCACAGCCACCUGUGGCACAGGGGUCCAGAGGCAGGUUGUGCACUGCAUGGAGAAAGUGGCUGGGAUGGUGGAGGAGCACUAUUGCAACGUUCUUAGCCGGCCGGACGACAAGCAGAAGAGUUGCAGCGAGGAGCCAUGCCCUGCCAGGUGGUGGGCUGGCGAGUGGCAAGCGUGUUCUGCCACUUGCGGGGACACUGGGCUGACGAAGAGGACCGUCCUCUGCAUCCAGAGUGUGGCGCUGGAUGAGCAGCGGGCUCUGCCAGCCAGCAAGUGCCAGCAUCUCUCGAAGCCGGAUGCCACGGCCCCCUGCAACCGAGAGGUCCUCUGCCCAGCUCGGUGGCUGGCUGGCAAUUGGUCCAAGUGUUCGGUCACAUGCGGAAGUGGGAUACAGCAUCGCCUGGUGUACUGCCCCAAUAAUACCAGAGCCAGCUGUGAUCCAGGGCAAAGACCAGCCUCCGAAAUUGCCUGUUCGUUGCUGCCCUGCUGGAACAAGAUCGAGAGCAUCUUCUCAGACUGGUCAGGCUCUGGUUCCUCAAGCCGGGAGCUGUACAAUGAGAUCAAUUUCAUCCCCAGCCACCCCAUCCCUCGAUUCAGCCCUUUGUCGCCCAAAUCUGAAGACCUUAAUGCCAUAAGGGAAGAAGAUUAUUCACCCAGCAACAACAAAAAGGGAAAUGUGUUUGUGGAUGAUUUUUACUACGAUUACAAUUUUAUCAACUUCCAUGAAGACCUGUCUUACGACCCAGCUGACGCCAAGGGUGGCGGGAGAGAGGACUUGUUGCCGGAUGUUGGGGUGAAGAAGGUCAGCGAUGUGAAAGAGGACCCUCAAGAAAUGGCUCCUGAUUCUCUCUCUACUGUAAACCCAGAGAUGGACCAUGGAAGCCCGACAUCUCCAGCUGUUGGGUGGAAUAACAAAGGGGUAACCAGUGGGUUUCAAGAGCAUAGCACUGCGGUCAGUUGGCAUGGUUAUUUGGGUACAGCUGUUGCUGUCUCUCCAACCUUCUCCAUGACAGUUAAAGUGAAGGAGAACCCACCAGCCAUUUGGGGAGAUCUUCCUUCUUCCACUUCUGCAGCUGCAACGGAUUUCCCUUCUAGCACCAACAGCCACGUAUCUGUCAAUCAUGCCCAAGAAAACACCACACGUUGGGAAGGGAAGGUAUCAAACACGGUCCCCUCCGUGAUCUUCCCUUACUUGACCUUCCGGACUCCAACCGUACCUUCUGUUGAGGGCAGCCCCAGUCAAGACCAUGAGUUUAGCACUCCCAAGAGCUGGAAGAAAGACGCUGGAGGCUCAAAGGUCCCAUAUCUCAGCACCAUCAAAGACAAUGGGUUGUUGAGCCGUGGAGAAGGUGGUGGUACAGACCGGGCCAUCAUUGAUCUCAAAGAUGACGUUGGUGAUGAACGCAGAAUGGAAGAAGCCCUGGUUAGGACAGUUGCAGCAGGAACUGCAGAAACAGCAUCAAAGGGGACGCAUGGGAACUUCAUUUCUCCACUGCCUGGUCCUACUGAAACCACCCUUCACCUUCCUGCUCAGGUCCCAAGCGAGAUAAACAGGAAGCCCGAUGAUGGUGUGACUCCAUACGACGUGGCAAACGGCAAGAGCCUUGCAGCAGAUGCACAGGACCUCCAACACUCUCCUGCCGAUGUGGUCAAGGCCAAGGGCAAGCCUCCCUCCCUGGAGCCCACACCCACCUUUGCAUAUGAGCCACCUGGGCUUGACAGCAGUACGGUCGAGAGGCAGCCCCCUUCCAGCCAUGUUCUGCUCAUGCCACACAGUCCCAACUCACUGGGGCAGCGGCUGCCAACUGAGCCGACGUCCUUGGAGUGGGGGCCCUCUCCCCCUGGCUCUUUCACUUCCAUGCCACCUGUGCCAAGGCGGAAGGAGGAGUCUGUUGGAAUGAAAAGCAAGUGGGACGCUGAGCGUAUCCCUCCCAGUGUGGGGGACCAGGGACUCUCUGGGGGCAGAAAUAAAAGUGUUCCCCAUGGGGCUCACUGGAUGUUUGCAAGCAGCCAUGGAGGUCUCGGGCCCAGGCCCACGACUGCAAGACACCAGGAGGAAAAGGAGGACAGGACGCUCUCGGCUCCUCCGGCGACUGUCGCAGCUGCUCUGAAUGCCAGCUGGGAAGCUGGAAACUGGAGUGAGUGCUCCACCACAUGUGGCCUGGGCGCCAUUUGGAGAACAGUGCGCUGCAGCACAGCGCAGGAGCAAGACUGCAGCCCUGCCCGGAAGCCCAUCCCUGCCCGGAGGUGCUACUUGAGGCCGUGUUCCAGCUGGCGCGUCGGGAACUGGAGCAAAUGCUCCAGGACCUGUGGAGGCGGUGUGAAAGUCCGGGACAUCCACUGCGUCGACACCAGGGACCAGCGGCCCCUCCGUCCCUUCCACUGCCAGGCUGUGCUGUACAAGCCCCUCACCCAGAUGCCCUGCAAUAACAAGCUGUGCCUCGGCUGGUACACCUCUACCUGGAGAGAGUGCUCUGAGCUGUGUGGAGGAGGGGAGCAAGAACGCCUGGUGACCUGCCCGGAAUUUGGACGGUGCGAUGAAGCCCUCCGCCCGAACAACACCAGGCCUUGCAACGUCCACCCCUGCACCAAGUGGACAGUGGGAUCCUGGGGGCAGUGCACAGCCAUGUGUGGGGGAGGCAUCCAGAAGAGGCAGGUCAAGUGCAUGAACACCAAGACCGGGGAGGUGGAAGAAGACAGCAGCCGUUGCGACCACGAACCGUGGCCGGAGAACACGCAGAAGUGCAACCCCCAGGACUGCAGCCCCAGCCCACCAAGUUUUGCCUGUGAGCGCGACAGGCUCUCCUUCAGCUUCUGCCAGACGCUGCUGUUCCUGGGCAGGUGCCACCUCCCUACCGUCAGCCUCCAGUGCUGCCAGACAUGCCGCCAGCAGGGCCAUGGCCCCCGGGACCGCGGGAACGAGCGGGCUUCCCGGAAGUGAGCACUCCCAUCACCUCAGGACCCUUUCGGGCACAAAGAGCUGGUGGUGGCCCGGGGAGAAAUGGCUGCCUAAGACGCCUCGUGGGCUGCUUUGAAGGCAGCUCAGCCACCGUCUCUGUCCAAUUGCUCUCCUCUCCUUCCUCCCAUGGGACCUUGGCUGGUGCCGUUCAUUGAGGUUGGGCAGGCAUGGUGCUUAACUCCAGUUCCUCUCACCAAACUGCCCUCAGGGCUACUACCCAGGUUUGCUGCCCUCCAAUGCGCAACAGAGGAGAAUCUGCUCUGCAAGGCCACACACUGCAUCCCACAAAAGCAAUAACUCUUGGCAGAAUCUCAGAAACAUAUCUGGUGCUAUCGUCGGGUAUAUUCAGGUUUCACUUGGUGUUGGCGGGCCAGCACAAAACUCUUGACUUGAGUGGUUUCUUUAAAAAAAACAAAACAGGAAACACACACAAUUAUUUUUUUAUUUUGUAAGAACGGGCAUCCAGCAUACCUCACCAAGUCGCUUGACUGUUUGGUUGCAUUUGUUGUGAAAGGGAUGCCUUUCUCCCUGGUGGUUGGUGGGAGGAGCUGAAAGCGGCAGUGAAAUGUCCCCCAUUUCAAACUCGCUGAGCCAGCUGGUCAUCACACUUGCUCUAGUUGGGAGGACCAAAGCAUUGGGGUUAAGAGUUGUUUGGUUUUCACUCAAGUUGAACUAAAGCUAACCUCUCUGGCUUGAGUCUUUGAAUAAUAGAAUUGUAGAGUUGGAGGGGACCAAAAGGCUCAUUUAGUCCAACCCUCUGCAAUGCAGGAAUCUCUUGCCCAACGUGGGGCUCAAACCCAUGACCCCGAGAUUAAGAGUUUCAUGCUCUACCAACUGAACAAUCCUCCAUAUCUAAUGCCCUGUUCUCCGGCUCAGCAGUUCGAUAUCUGUCAGGGUGAGCUGUCCUUUCUCUCUAAGCUUCUGGCAUGGUUACCCUGAAAAAGCCCAAGACUAUCAAGAUCAGUUUCUGGUUCCCCCCCUUCUGUACCCCUGGAAGUGCUUAACAUUGGGGCUGCAUUUGUAAUAUCAUAUCAAUAUCCUUAUUGUCAAGAAGACACCUGAUUUAAGAACACUUCCUUGCUUUCUAUCAUGCACUUAAGCAAGGGAAAGGGAGCCUGUGGUCUUUGAAGCAUCAUUGGACAUGUCCAACAGGUAGAUCGUGAUCUACCAGUAGAUCACUGGACAUUAGCGGUAGAUCACUGGUAGAUCAUUGGCUCCCCCCAAAGAAGCUGAACAACUGUGGCUCCCCUAAAAAAAGUCAACAUUUUACCUCCUCCCUGAAAAAACCCAACAACUUUGACCCUAAUCCCCCCAAAAUGGGCCUUCAUCCUCCCUUAAAAAAAGCUCAUCAACAACUUUGACCUGAACCCCCCAAAAGGGGGUAGAUCACUGCCAGUUUUUAACUCUAUGAGUAGUUCACAGUCUCUUGGGAGUUGGCCACCCCUGUUGACCAAUGGCUUUGCUGGCUGCUGUGAACUGGAGCUCAACAUCCGGGGAGAGCCCAGAGGUAGGGAUGUUGGGAAAUUCCAAUGGAUGAAGAGACAUUUUUUCCUUCCAUGUCUGAAAUGGAAAUCAAUCCAGCAAAUAUGACCAGGAUUCCACUGUUGUUGUUUCAGCUCACAGCAACAGUCAUGUUAUAUAUGGACAUCGUAACCAAAACCCCAUUCUUUCAGGGUGCAAAGGUGGCAUAACACCAAAAUGCUUCAGUAGUUAAGUUAUAAUUUGCCAAUGUGUUUUUUUUAGAAGUCUGAUAAGGCCUCAUCAUUCUACUUGUGUCAGGGAUACACCCUCUCUCUAAAGGAUCAUUGUAGACUUUCUAUGAAUGUGGAAUUAACAUGUCAUUAUUGUUUUUUAAAUAAAAAAUACAUGGGAAACCACCUGGCCCUGAAGGUUUAUUGUUCCUUAACUUGGAAUUUUCAUAUGGACUGAAUUUUUCUCAUCUAAAAUUGCCCUAUGCUACAGGUUUGUUUUCAUUCUAGCCAAGUAAUUUGCAAAUCCAUUGAAGACUGAUUUAUUUAAUUUGGCAUAAUAUUAUGUGAACUUUUGAUGAAUGCACUUGAAGUAUCUUUGUCUAUAUGACUAGAGAACAUUUCCGUUCUUCUUUGAAAGCUGAUAAUGUCAAGGUUUGAUUGCCAGAUCCACAGCAUUUCUGAUGUAGAUCAAUAAAAGAUUUGGUUAUUUAGUGCAAAUACUUUUAAAUUGCUCUCGAUGCAUGGUGGGUAACAAAUACAGCAUGAAAGCCAAUAAGUACCAGCAGAACAAGCCGUGGAUCAGUUGCACAAGAAGACCAACGUUGUCUAGGGGGAGUGACAGAACCAAUUAUUUAAGACAACAUCCAAAUUUCUUCUCUCCCAUACCAGCCAUGGAAUUUCCCCAGUGAUUCAGCACAGAUACAUGGGAAUUAAAAAAAAAACCAACUCUUUUUUAAAUGUCUGUAGCUCUCAAAUGUGUUAAAUUAAAUUGUUAUAACAAAGUAUGAGCUGUGCCUU